This is a messenger RNA of Aedes aegypti (yellow fever mosquito), 1646 nucleotides long. Its product is annotated as 17-beta-hydroxysteroid dehydrogenase 13. The record is from RefSeq and is a predicted model, not a curated record. Gene Ontology annotation, cellular component: lipid droplet. Gene Ontology annotation, molecular function: oxidoreductase activity, acting on the CH-OH group of donors, NAD or NADP as acceptor. Lineage: Eukaryota; Metazoa; Arthropoda; Insecta; Diptera; Culicidae. The transcript is spliced from 5 exons. The coding region runs from base 47 to 1108 and encodes 353 amino acids.
AAUUCACAGCGCAACGCAGUCAAGCUUUGGACGCGAAUCGAAACAGAUGGCCCUCCCCAAAGAACGCAGCAUGGCUUUUCGAGAGCAGUACUUCCAACACGUGGACGGAGCCUACGAAGCCGCCAGUGUUCGACGCAAACGUCCCGACAAACCUCUUAGCCUUGACAGGCUGGAGAAGAACGUUCGAUUUGUGUUGGUGGAAGUGUUUCCUAAAGUGGCCAAAGUGUUGCUUCUGUUAGUUCCUGUACUGGUGCGCGAUUUUGUGCAGUUUUUAUUGCCGGCGAAAAAGAAAUCCAUAAGCAAUCAGCUGGCACUGGUUACCGGCGGUGGCAACGGUUUGGGCCGAGCCCUUUGUUUCCGAUUGGCGCAGGAAGGCUGCUCGGUGGCCGUUGCUGACAUUGACCUCGUCGGUGCGCGUCGGACGGCCGAAGAAGUGCGAACACGGUUCGGAGUGAAGGCCGAUGCGUUUCACGUCGAUGUGAGUGACUACGGGUCGGUUACGAAGCUUAAAGAGGCCAUCGAAUCUUCGCUGGGCAAUGUUGAUAUUUUGGUUAACAAUGCUGCACUGUUGGCUAUGCUUUCGUUGUCCGAAGGAAAGCCGGAAGACGUUCAGCGGAUAGUGAAUGUCAAUUUGCUGUCGCAUUUUUGGACUAUCAGAGCAUUCAAAGAUGGCAUGGUUGAGCGACGCCGUGGACACAUUGUGGCCAUCUGUUCUUUGUUAGGUAUCGUUCCUUUUGGUCGGACCAUCAGCUACUGCGCCACCAAGUUUGGAGUACGAGGUCUCAUGGAAUCGCUGGAGAACGAAUUCUACCAGGAUGGCCUAAAAAACGACAUACAUACGACAUGCGUCUUUCCGGCAGGAAUUCGCACCCGGAAGGGAUUUGUUGAUCUGGUCAAAGAUAUCAAAUUGACGGUACCACUCAGCUCUCCCGAAUACGUUGCCAACUUAAUCGUCGAUGCAGUGAGGGCCAACAAAACUGAAAUCGUACCUAGUACAUGGGAAAUGAGGCUUGUAGCUGCUAUAUACCCGUACAUGCCAAAAUCGUUGAUUUUACUCGUAGUUGACACAGUGUUGGGAGUAACGCCAGUUCUCACCAGUAGAGAAUAAGCAGCUAGAUGUUGAUAUUAUACUAUUAUUGUAAAGUUAGUUCUGAUCGGUGAUAAACUGUUUGAUUUAGCCUAGCCGGACAUGCGUGUGGAUAAAUAGAUAGUUUUUCGGAGCAUGCAUGAUGUGAUCAGCAGAGUCUAACGGGGUGACGCAGCGCCAUCACGUGCAAGUGGCCGCUCUAUACAUUAAAAUUGCAGCCCAUAUAAUGACAUGUUGCAGCGAAAGUCGAUCUAAUUGAAAUGGUGCAUGCAAGCAUGGGAAUAAACAACAGUCAUCUUGCAACGAGGCCUUAUUUAUGACUUCAAAAUUCUAGUUACAAUUCAAGCUGACACAAAUAAUACACGUUGGGAACACGAGAUUCACUUGAAAGCUUAGUUGCAGUAGCUCAUAUGAGAACAUUAAUUUGCAAUUGAUUCAUGUUUAUUUUAUUAGUUAGAGAGAAGCAAAAAACAUUGCCAAAAUAAAGAAGAAACAAAUUUAUCCUAGCUUCCUGCACCCCUGUAUGACAGCUAACGUCGUUCUCCUAGAAUGUAAGGAG